GUCCUCUUCCUCCAAACCUUUCCGCUGCCGGUGAACUUCCUCCACCUGAAGCCCCUACCACGAUAAGCCCUAAUCCCAGCGCCACCUCGAUGGCGACCACCUCUUUCUUUCAUCCGCUCGCCGCCCCGAUGGACCGCGGUAGCGUUUGUUUUCGUCGCUGCCCGUUCAGCCUAACCAUCCCCGCCCGUACAGCGCCCCGGCGACCGGCGCCGCUUCUCGUCGUCCGCGCUAAGCGCGCCGGCAGCCAGCCCCCUGCUGCCGCCGCCUCGCGUCAGCCCGCGAAUCCCAGCGCGGUCCCGAAGCGGGACGUGGAAGAAGAGGAGGAGGAGGUCGAGGAGGAGAUGCCCUGGAUCCAGGACAAGGCGCUGGACCUCGUGGAGUUCACUGGCACCGUCACACAGGCCAUCCCAGGGCCCCGUGUUGGCUCUAGCCCUGUUCCAUGGCUUCUCGCGGUUCCCCUCGCCUACGUCGGGGUCUCCUUUGUGCUCGCGGUCGUCCGCACCGUGCGCAAGUUCACCUCGCCGCACACUAAGAAGAAGCGAAGGGUGAGUAAGAAUAUAUUCUUGUUGAAGUCACUAGAUGAUCUGUUUCAGAAGGGCAGGGAGGCAAUAAAUUAUCCUGCUCUUCAGGACCUAAUGCAAAAGACAGGAUUUGACAUGGAUGAUGUAGUAAGGAAGUACAUCCGUUACACACUGAAUGAAAAACAGUUCAGUCCUGAUGUGGUUGUGGAUCUCAUACAUCUUAGGAAGGCAUCAAUGCUGGAAGAUGCAGAAGUUGCUGAAAUUUUAAAUGAGAUUUCAAGACGAAUUGUCCGGGAAAAAGGGCCAGUAGUUAUGGACUUAUCUGGUUUUACAGAGCAAGGUUUUAAGCGGAAGCUUGCUGUACAAGCACUGUUUGGAAAAAUCCUAUACUUAUCAGAACUUCCGGAGUUCUGUUCACGGGACAGCUCACUUGUAGUCAAAGAAAUCUUUGGAGUUACAGAUGAGGAUGCAGACAGCCUGCGGAUUCACACCCUAUCAGCAACAGGUGAUAUCGAAUCUAUACAGAAGAUGGUGGACGAUCUAGACCUAGAACAAGGUCCCCCAUCAUCGUCUUGAGUUAUGGUGGUGGAAUAAUGCUAAACAUCUUCGUUGAUAGUGUUGCAAUUUUAGAUUGAUGUGAGUUUCUCGAAUCUUUUCGUUUAGUUUUUUCAGCUGCUGAAGUAGGACUUGGGCCUGUGAACACAGGAUACUUUCGGCUGGAGCCUGGAGGUUUUGUAAAUUGCCUCUCGAUUAGGAUAACGUAUGUCAGACCUGCCCAUGAUUUGAGUAAACGAGAAUACUAUUAUUAUAG
Zea mays is the source of this 1332-nucleotide messenger RNA. RefSeq lists its product as uncharacterized. Bases 90 to 1097 code for a protein of 335 amino acids. NCBI's taxonomy places the organism in Eukaryota, Viridiplantae, Streptophyta, Magnoliopsida, Poales, Poaceae. Gene Ontology annotation, cellular component: chloroplast thylakoid membrane; chloroplast envelope. The transcript has 6 exons. The record is from RefSeq and is marked predicted.